Rattus rattus (black rat) is the source of this 1868-nucleotide messenger RNA. RefSeq names its product endothelial cell adhesion molecule (gene Esam). The coding region runs from base 239 to 1333 and encodes 364 amino acids. Gene Ontology annotation, molecular function: cell-cell adhesion mediator activity. Lineage: Eukaryota; Metazoa; Chordata; Mammalia; Rodentia; Muridae. The record is from RefSeq and is a predicted model, not a curated record. The transcript has 7 exons. Gene Ontology annotation, biological process: homophilic cell-cell adhesion. Gene Ontology annotation, cellular component: plasma membrane; adherens junction.
CUCAGUGCGACUAGGAUUCCUCAGGUCACCAGCAGGAGCGGGAGGCGGCUCUCUCGGAGUUCUGAACGAGCAGCGAAGUUAAUGAGUAACUGCUUCUCGCUCUGCCAUCCGGUUGCGAGCUCGGGCGUCAUGUGGGUUGGCAUCUUCAUUCUUCCUUGCCUUUCACCAAGGAGACUGGAGGAGCAAGCGUGUGGCGUGAGGGUGUGGGUCAGAAGCAGCUGCCUUCUCACUGGCUCAGAUGGAGCUGCACGUGCCCCCUGGCCUCAACAAAUUGGAGGCGGUAGAGGGGGAAGAAGUGGUGCUCCCCGCCUGGUACACGAUGGCACGGGAGGAGUCUUCAUCCCACCCCUGGGAGGCGCCCUUCCUGAUUUGGUUCUUGGAACAAGAAGGGAAGGAACCAAAGCAGGUCUUGUCUUAUUUCAAGGGUUCCCUGUCAAAUAAACCUGGAGUAACCCUGGUCCACUCCAUCUCCACACGGAAUGUGUCGCUGCACCUGGAGGCCCUCCAGGAGGGAGACUCUGGGACCUACCGCUGUUCUGUCAAUGCGUACGACAGUGACGGCAAAAAUAUAGGCCACAGCAUCAAAACGAUAGAGCUCAAAGUGCUGGUUCCUCCAGCUCCUCCAUCCUGUAGUUUACAGGGUGUACCCUAUGUGGGGACCAAUGUGACCCUGAACUGCAAGUCCCCAAGGAGUAAACCUACUGCUCAAUACCAGUGGGAGAGGCUGGCGCCAUCCUCCCAGGUCUUCUUUGGACCAGCCUUAGAUACCGUCCGUGGAUCUUUGAAGCUCACCAACAUUUCCACUGCCAUGUCUGGAGUCUAUGUCUGCAAGGCCCAAAACAGAGUGGGCUUUGCCCAGUGCAACGUGACCUUGGAUGUGAUGACAGGGUCCAAGGCUGCUGUGGUCGCUGGAGCAGUGGUGGGCACUUUUGUUGGGUUGGUGCUGAUAGCUGGUCUGGUCCUGUUGUACCAACGCCGCAGCAAGACCCUGGAAGAGCUGGCCAACGAUAUCAAGGAAGAUGCCAUUGCUCCCCGGACCUUGCCUUGGACCAAAGGCUCAGACACAAUCUCCAAGAAUGGGACACUUUCCUCAGUCACCUCAGCACGAGCUCUGCGGCCACCCAAAGCUGCUCCUCCAAGACCUGGCACGUUUACUCCCACACCCAGUGUCUCUAGCCAGGCCCUGUCCUCACCCAGACUGCCUAGGACGGAUGGGCCGCCACCUCAGGCAGUGUCCCUGACCCCAGGUGGAGUUUCUUCUUCUACUCUGAACCGCAUGGGUGCCGUGCCCGUGAUGGUACCUGCACAGAGUCAGGCCGGGUCUCUCGUGUGAUAGCCCAGGCACUCGUUAGCUACAUCUGGUAUCUCACCUCUCUGGAAAGGUCUCCUGUGGCACAGAGGACUGAAUCUUGGGAAGAUACCCACGCUCUAGACCUCCAGUCCUUUGCCCCUACCUACUCCUAUUGUUGGAACACUGGGCCUCACUAAGACCAAAAUCUGGGUCAAAGGACACAAGGAGGAAACGGAACUGAGGUUGGGGGUUGGGGGUGAGGAGGCUUCACUUCCUCCCUGCUUCUCUCUAUGAAGCCAGAUGAAUGCUGCUGAGAUUGGCUACCCUCCAAGGGCUCUGGAGGAGACUGCCGGUCAGUGAUGCCCCUGGCUCUGUGAUCUCUACAGCACCCUUAUCUAACUCGUCCUUCGCCAUUCACUUCAUCUCCCUGUAUUAAUGUAACCUGUCCUGCUGGCUUGGCUGGGUUUUGUUGGAGCAGGGGAUAGGGAAGACAUUUUAAACCUGACUUGAAAUUGAUGUUUUUGUUUUCGUUUUGCAAGUUUCAAUAAAGAUACAUCGAAUUUACAUGGACAAGUAA